CAGAACUCUCCAGCGCGCUCUUCUACUCGCAGUCCCGAAUAUUCUCAGUCCUUCCUCAAAACACCUAUAUCUAUAUGUAUAUAUAUAGCAAUUGAAUCCGGACUCAACUCAUCUUUGUAAUACCGUGUUCGAAAGCAAUCGAUCAGCAGAAAAAACUCUUCUUUCAAAUUCUUACUUUUUUUUCUCUCUUUAAUUUCAAACAAAGAGCAGGUUUUUGUUUGAAGCUUCAUCAAUGGCUGCAAAAACUGAAGGCAAGGCCAUCGGCAUCGACUUGGGCACAACCUACAGCUGCGUCGGCGUAUGGCUAAACGACCGCGUUGAGAUCAUCCCCAACGACCAGGGCAACCGGACCACGCCGUCCUACGUCGCCUUUACCGACACUGAGAGGCUAAUCGGUGAUGCGGCCAAGAAUCAAGUCGCCAUGAAUCCAUCCAACACUGUGUUCGACGCUAAAAGACUCAUCGGCCGGCGUUUCUCGGACCCCUCUGUUCAGAACGACAUGAAGCUAUGGCCUUUCAAGAUCGUACCAGGUCCCGGAGACAAACCCAUGAUCGUCGUCCGUUACAAAGGCGAAGAGAAAAUGUUCUCCCCGGAAGAGAUUUCGUCGAUGAUAUUGUCGUAUAUGAGGGAGAUUUCCGAAGCAUUUCUGGGUCAGCCCAUAAAGAACGCGGUGGUCACUGUGCCGGCGUAUUUCAACGAUUCCCAGAGGCAAGCCACGAAGGACGCCGGUCAGAUUGCGGGGCUCAAUGUGUUGAGGAUCAUCAACGAGCCCACUGCGGCAGCAAUAGCCUAUGGUUUGGACAAGAAAGCGCAGCGAAAGGGUGAGCAAAAUGUGCUCAUCUUCGAUCUCGGUGGUGGCACUUUUGAUGUGUCGCUAUUGACGAUCGAAGAAGGGAUAUUUGAGGUCAAGGCCACCGCCGGAGACACCCAUUUGGGCGGCGAAGAUUUCGACAAUCGGCUUGUCAAUCAUUUCGUUGCAGAGUUCAAGAGGAAGCACAAGAAGGACAUCGGUGGAAAUGCAAGGGCGUUGAGGAGGCUGAGGACUGCCUGCGAGAGGGCAAAGAGGACUUUAUCAUCAACCACACAGACGACCAUCGAAAUCGAUUCCUUGUAUGAAGGAAUUGAUUUCUAUGCCACGAUUACUCGUGCCAGGUUCGAGGAAUUGUGCAUGGAUUUGUUCCUCAAGUGUAUGGAGCCUGUGGAGAAGUGUCUUCGCGACUCCAAGAUUGACAAAAGUCAGGUCCAUGAAGUGGUUCUUGUUGGUGGCUCGACCAGGAUUCCCAAAGUUCAGCAACUCUUGCAGGACUUCUUCAAUGGAAAGGAGCUCUGCAAAAGUAUCAAUCCCGACGAGGCUGUGGCGUACGGUGCUGCAGUCCAGGCGGCAAUUUUGACUGGGGAAGGGGACCAGAAGGUGCAGGACUUGCUACUGCUUGAUGUUGCGCCUCUCAGUCUCGGGCUGGAAACAGCCGGUGGUGUAAUGACCACUUUGAUUCCGAGAAACACAACAAUUCCGACCAAGAAAGAGCAGAUUUUCUCUACUUACUCGGAUAAUCAGCCCGGUGUGUUAAUCCAGGUGUAUGAAGGUGAAAGAGCUCGGACCAAGGACAACAACCUUCUCGGGAAAUUCGAGCUCACUGGUAUUCCUCCGGCUCCGAGAGGGGUGCCACAGAUCAAUGUCACCUUUGAUAUAGAUGCAAAUGGUAUACUGAAUGUAUCAGCAGAGGAUAAGACUGCAGGGGUGAAGAACAGGAUUACAAUUACAAACGAUAAAGGUAGGUUGAGCAAAGAAGACAUUGAGAAGAUGGUGCAAGAUGCAGAGAGGUACAAGGCUGAAGAUGAGGAAGUUAAGAAGAAAAUUGAUGCCAAGAAUGCACUGGAGAAUUAUGCUUACAAUAUGAGGAAUACAGUGAAGGACGAGAAGUUUGGGACCGAGUUGAGUCCGAGUGAUAAGGAGAAGAUUGAGAAGGCUGUGGAUGAGGCGAUAGAAUGGUUGGAGAAGAACCAAUUGGCUGAGGUUGAUGAGCUUGAGGACAAGUUGAAGGAACUUGAGGGGAUCUGCAAUCCAAUUAUUGCAAAAAUGUAUCAGGGUGGUGCCGGUGAUAUGCCCAUGGGCGGCGAUGACAUGCCCGGUGGUGGUUCUAGUGGAUCUGCUGGUGGCGCUGGCCCAAAAAUUGAAGAGGUUGAUUAAAUCUGUCGUGGAGGUGGGUUUGGGACAAGCUUUAGUGGGUCUCUGUUUUGAGUGCUGCUUUGUUUCUUGGGCCCACUUUGUGUUUAGUUUGGAAGAUAUGUUUUGUUUGCUUUUUAUUCCAUACUUCAGGUUUUGUUCUCUUAUUUUGAUUAGGUUUCUUUUCUAAAAAUCAAUGUAUAUAGAGUUAUGAGCUACUAGUAUGUAAGAAAGUUUCAACUAAUAAAGUAGUUUUUUUUUUUUUUUUUUUUUUUUCGAUUACAUAUGGACUCACUUGCAGUUGUGAAUUGCUACACAUAUAUAUAUAUUUGUCAAUGGCUACAUUGCUCACAUUACUUUGUAG
Cornus florida is the source of this 2528-nucleotide messenger RNA. RefSeq names its product heat shock 70 kDa protein-like. Gene Ontology annotation, biological process: cellular response to unfolded protein; protein refolding. Bases 233 to 2188 code for a protein of 651 amino acids. Gene Ontology annotation, molecular function: ATP hydrolysis activity; ATP-dependent protein folding chaperone; misfolded protein binding. Gene Ontology annotation, cellular component: cytoplasm. The transcript has a single exon. The record is from RefSeq and is a predicted model, not a curated record. NCBI's taxonomy places the organism in Eukaryota, Viridiplantae, Streptophyta, Magnoliopsida, Cornales, Cornaceae.